AUCCUUUCAUCUCAAACUCUUCGAUAUACCGUAUUUCUACUAAGAGCUAGGUCACAUAGACACGGUUGCAGUCUUUUCUGACUGUAAAUUGGCUGUAAUGGCUUCCAAUACACAAACUCUGCGUCUCAGGCGCCAAGACACGCCCAAAUCCGCACCUCAACCUGCUCGUCAUGCUGGUAUACUUCAAGAUCAGCUGCGCAGGUCCGCUCGGAGACCAUGGAACCCUAAUUUCUCUACUGCUAUUCGGAUAUUACUCCUUGUGCGUGUAGCUGGAGCUAUGUAUUCGAACAUUCAAGACUGUGAUGAAGUAUUCAACUUUUGGGAACCUUUACACUAUCUGGAUCGGGGAUACGGAUUUCAAACUUGGGAGGUUACACCUACGUACGCCAUCCGAAGCUGGGCUUACAUUCUACUACACUUGUUGCCUGCUCGGUUUGCUUUUGCAAUUGGACACGGAAAAAGGCCGGCAUUCUUCGCUAUCCGGAUACUCCUUGCUGUUAUGUCUGUGAUGUGCGAAGCCAAGUUACAUCGAACAGUUGUUGAGAAAAUCAAUGAAAGAGUUGGCCGCUAUUUAUUCUUCAUGCUUCUACUCAGCGCAGGGAUGUGGAAUGCUUCCGCGGCAUUUCUUCCAUCUUCUUUCGCGAUGUAUGCGAGUACUUUGGCGUUUUCAUACGCUGUAGAACCUGCCAGCAUUAAAAACAACCGAAGGACUCUAUUUGCGACUUUACUAUUCGCAACAGGAGCAAUUGUUGGUUGGCCUUUCGCACUCGCGCUUGCUAUUCCAUUUGUAUUUGAGGAACUAUUUAUAUACGGAGCGGACCGCGUGGAACCUAGUUCACGUAGUCCUUGGAUGGUCUCGCGUUGGGUGCGGUUACUCGCAGCUGGCUCAACAGCGGCCCUGAUUUUUGUACCGGUUAUAGCAUGUGACAGUGUUGCUUAUGGUCACUGGAGCAUUGUACCAUGGAACAUUAUACGUUACAACAUAUUCGGUGGCUCCGAAAGAGGACCUGACCUAUACGGGACCUCUCCUUGGUACUUUUACAUCUUUAAUCUCCUCCUGAACUUCAACGUCCUCGUGAUUUUGGCUUUAUCUUCUCUUCCGGCCCUCUAUAUAACGUCUAAAGUUGAUCGUCACCGUCUUGGUUUGAGGAAACCAGCACAAAAUCAAAGUUCACCUUUCACUUUACUUGCGCUACGUCUCGCUCCAAUGUACGUUUGGAUCGGUAUCUUGACUGCACAAGCCCACAAGGAAGAACGCUUUAUGUUUCCGGCAUACCCGAUGAUCUGUUUCAAUGCUGCAGUGGCACUUUAUUUAAUUCGCGGAUGGAUGGAAGUAGCUUAUGUUAAACUUACCAAGUCCCAAUACCAAGCAUCUAGAUCGAUCAUGUUCAGCAAUAUGACUUUAUCUGUUAUAGCAACCUCUGGACUCCUGUCCUUAUCUCGUCUCCUUGCUCUCUGGAACUAUUAUCAUGCAUCACUUUCUGUCUAUUACCGUUUCGAGGCUGCUGAACUUCCCCGCCUGCUCAACGAUACUGGCCUUAUUUCGUUGCCUCCUCCCAACACUGAAGAGAGCGAACAAUUUGUCGUUGACCUUUCCCCUGUGAAGGAACUUAACCUGUCACUAUGUAUCGGCAAGGAGUGGCAUCGGUUCCCUAGUCAUUAUCUCGUCCCAGAUGGCGUCCAAGUGUAUUUUGUGAAGAGCGAUUUCGAAGGUUUACUACCUGCUCAUUUCAAACCUAGUAGUAGGAUGGCUGAGAACUGGUGGGAUCGAAAGGGGAUGAGGAGUACUCCUACCGGAUUGAAUGAUCUUAAUAAGGAGGAAGUCAGUUAUUAUGCACCUAUAGAAACAUGCGACUAUCUCAUUGACCUGGACUAUCCUGAGCACCCAUCGUCCUCGACAUACGAGCCUCGGUAUGCCAUGGACGAAGGAACCUGGGAACGCGUUUCUUGCCUACCGUUCCUGGAUGCCGCAAAUUCCCCACUUCUCAGCAGGACCCUAUGGAUGCCUGGAGAGACAUGGCGUAAUUUGAAUCAGUAUGGGGACUAUUGUUUGUUAAAAAACAAAGCUCUUGUAGGAGCCAAAGAGGCUGCUCGUAAAGUGUAGAAUGAAUAGAAUGUAUGGGAGUAAUGAUACACCAAUAGAUAGCAUUUUGAAUCUUAUUUAUUCUCACUUUCA
Messenger RNA from Serpula lacrymans var. lacrymans S7.9, 2176 nucleotides. Its product is annotated as glycosyltransferase family 22 protein. The record is from RefSeq and is a predicted model, not a curated record. Bases 98 to 2104 code for a protein of 668 amino acids. The transcript is spliced from 8 exons. Gene Ontology annotation, biological process: protein N-linked glycosylation. NCBI's taxonomy places the organism in Eukaryota, Fungi, Basidiomycota, Agaricomycetes, Boletales, Serpulaceae. Gene Ontology annotation, molecular function: alpha-1,2-mannosyltransferase activity. Gene Ontology annotation, cellular component: endoplasmic reticulum membrane.